AUGACCACAGUCGCGUACAGGAUCCCAGCCUUUGGAGACUCACAAUCACCAACGGAUCUUGAGCCACCGCCCCCAAUUCCCGGUGACCGCCCAAUACGUCGGCGUGCCCUAUAUGGCUGGCGGUUCACCUACGACAAGCUCUUCAAAGCGCACGAAGGUCCGGAGGAGGGUGACGAGGAUGACGCCCUCGAUAUCAUCUUCGAGGUCGCAAACUCCGUCGACAUGCUUCACCUCAUCGACGUGUAUGAGAACUUCAUCUGGCUCUCGCGCAACUACCUCAGUCGCCACCAUGGUACCAUACACUCCAGAGGUCUCUCCCUCAUACCGAAGAAGGAGAACAUGCGAGUGCUCACAGACGCGCUCAAGCUAGGAGAGCCUGAGUGGCAUUUCCUAGAGGAGACGGCGUAG
This is a messenger RNA of Peniophora sp. CBMAI 1063, 408 nucleotides long. The record is from the annotation of a GenBank genome assembly. Lineage: Eukaryota; Fungi; Basidiomycota; Agaricomycetes; Russulales; Peniophoraceae.